AUGUCAGCAAGUUACGAGACGGUGCUCUUCGUAGCACGCGAGUGCUUCGUCUACCGCGUACCUCCGCGCUCUUCAACGACAGGCUACAAAGCAGGAGAAUGGGGGGACAUGGAGGCAUUCCUCUGGAAAGGCCGGUUGCGCAUCAUGGAGACGUCCGACUCCGAGACGUGUUCGAUCCGGUUGGAGGACGGCGACUCGGGCGAAUUGUUCGCUGAAUGCCCUUACGACGUUACGGGAACCUCGGUCGAACCGGUACUCGAUUCAAGUAGAUACUUUGUCCUCCGUGUCGAAUCGCAAGGCGCAGAUGGCAAGAAGAAAAAGGCCUACAUUGGUAUGGGUUUUCAAGACAGAAGCGAUAGCUUUGACUUUAACGUCGCACUUCAAGACUGGACCAAACGCCAAAAAGCAGCCGCCAAUCGAGCGGCUAACCCUUCAGCAGAUAGCGACGGCGGAGCACCCAUCGAUGAAGGACCCUCACCUCACCUCCCAACCGGGCCCAAGAAGGAUUUCUCGCUGAAGGAAGGCGAAACGUUCGCCAUCAAGCUUCCUGGCGGUGGCGGCCGCAAGAUCACUUCCUCUUCUUCUUCUUCGUCGUCCUCCUCGAGCUCGUCCUCAGGGUUUAGUGGUGCGUUUGGGAGCGGACCUCUGCUCCCUCCACCUCCGAGCAAGAAGAGGUGA
Messenger RNA from Sporisorium graminicola, 678 nucleotides. RefSeq lists its product as uncharacterized. Gene Ontology annotation, biological process: endocytosis. Gene Ontology annotation, cellular component: membrane; clathrin vesicle coat. The coding region runs from base 1 to 678 and encodes 225 amino acids. NCBI's taxonomy places the organism in Eukaryota, Fungi, Basidiomycota, Ustilaginomycetes, Ustilaginales, Ustilaginaceae. The record is from RefSeq and is a predicted model, not a curated record. The transcript is spliced from 3 exons.